CACAUCCUGUCAGCUGUCGCUUCCGGAUGCGGUGAAACAGUAGAGAAGUAGGAAAAUACCGCACGUACGUUGAGUUAAAUGAUAAGACGCCAUUCAUAAAGUCAGGGGACAUGCCAACAUCGUCUAUGGUGGAUUCAUGGGGACAAAUACCCACGCCGGGAACUGCGUACUACACUGUCUUACGUCGGAUGUCCGCGAAGGAGCGUUGUUUCCACUGAGUGGCCGUGUUUAUAUCUUCUUGCUAGCUUAAGCCGCGUAGCGUUAGCAGGUACGCGCAGACAAAUACCUCUUCUCUUCGGUAAAUAUAACUUGUCGAUACCGCUUUAUCACUAAUUCGUACACGAGGGAACCGCAGUGUGAGUGUUAAAUUGUAACCAAAAAAUCGUUUGUUUUGGUUACUUUGUGGCCAGAUUGGGCACUCUUGUUCCUCUCUGUCAACACAAGGAAAAAAACAACAGAAGAAAAGUUAUCUUUUUCCUAAAAUAUCCAGGGCUCGUCUGGGAACCUGCACAUUGUGUCUUAAGUCACUCAUCGACACCUCAACCAGUGGACAAAAUGGGUGUGAUGUGGACUUCAGUCAGCACACGGAAAACAGAGCAGAUACACCGUAAAUAACACUUCCCUGUCAGCUGGUAGGCUCCACUACUUUUUCCUUCUCCUGCUGACAGGGCACUUUACAAACAGUAUCCUGUGUUUGAAUUUGGAUGAAGUGGAGGAAGUCUUGCUUGUUUUGUUUUUCUUUCAGCACCCCCUCCUUUUUGACUUAAUUAUAGACUAAACUCUUCAGCUCAACAGUGAAGGAUGAAUGGCCUCUCUCUCAGCGAGCUCUGCUGCCUGUUUUGCUGCCCGCCCUGCCCCAGCCGCAUCGCAGCCAAGCUCGCCUUCCUGCCCCCGGAGCCCACAUACGUCUUUCUUCCAGAUCCAGAGGCAGGUCCCGCUGCAACAGUGGCAACAGGAACAUCUAGCUUGCGGGCACGAAGCGGUGCAUCUGUUUCUGGGACUGGGGCUGUUGAGGGGAGAUGGAAGCUCCACCUGACAGAGCGAGCAGAGUUUCAGUACGCACAGCGAGAGCUGGACACAACAGAGGUGUUCCUCACUCGAUCCAGCCGAGGGAACAGAAUUGGCUGCAUGUACAUUCGCUGUGUUCCUAACGCCAGAUUUACAGUGCUCUUCUCCCACGGUAACGCAGUCGACCUGGGCCAGAUGAGCAGUUUUUACAUCGGCCUUGGCACUCGCAUAAAUUGCAACAUCUUCUCCUAUGACUACUCAGGCUAUGGUGUCAGCACUGGCAAGCCCACUGAGAAGAACCUCUAUGCAGAUAUAGAUGCUGCCUGGCACGCCCUGCGCACACGGUAUGGCAUUAGCCCAGAGAAUAUCAUCCUGUAUGGACAGAGCAUAGGUACAGUACCUACUGUUGACCUGGCGUCACGGUACGAAUGUGCCGCCGUGGUUCUUCAUUCCCCUCUAACAUCCGGCAUGAGAGUGGCCUUUCCAGAUACAAAGAAAACAUACUGCUUCGACGCUUUCCCCAACAUUGAGAAAGUGUCCAAAAUCACGUCCCCGGUGCUGAUCAUCCACGGGACAGAGGACGAGGUGAUUGACUUCUCCCACGGCCUGGCUCUGUUCGAGCGCUGCCCCAAGGCAGUGGAGCCUCUCUGGGUGGAGGGAGCAGGACACAACGACAUCGAACUGUACAGCCAGUAUCUGGAACGCUUGCGCCGCUUCAUUGGACAGGAGUUGGCAGUACAGCACGCCUGACCCAUCACCACCAGGACCGUCAUCGUCAAACAUCAUCAUCAUUACCAUGUUUUUCCUGGCCCACUUAAAGCUUCAUCUCUCUGUGCCCAAGAUGGGAGUCAUCCAAACCAUCUCUCAGCUCCGUGUAACGCUUCGCACACCGGUGCUUCGUUUUCAUUGCACAAUAUGCCUUCAAUGGGCCAUGGAUUGAUGUAACAUGAAGAAAAAGAAGUGCGUGAGUGUGAAAGACUUUGUCACAAACUGUAUUUACACUGUUUUGUUGUGGGGUUUUUUAGCUUAAAAGUGCAGCUGCCAUGUGUUGGCAGCAAAUAAACUCUUAUGCUGUGCAAUAAUGCGGACAGUGUCCACAGGAAGAAAAAGACUUUAAAUGGUGAGGAGGUUUAACAGAACAACAAACUGUAAUCAUGAGGUCAUGUAUUGUGGUCCACAUGGAAAAAUUCUGUCAGUUUUCCCGUUUGUUUUUAUCUUUAAUUUUUGCUGUUAACCUAAGUUAAAUGAAAACACCUUCUGAGGUCUUUCUUUUGUUCUUUAACCAAGGAGUGAACCAGACUAUGAUCCUAAACUGAGGUACAGACCAAACCAUGAGCCGUGAUACUUUUAAUGUUUUCUUUCUCAUUCCAAUUGCGUUUCCAUCAUUUCUUGGGUCUUUUCUGCAUCACAUACAGUAUGUACCCCAGUCUUGGAAUGAGAUUGUCUGUGUUUAAAAAAUGAUAAUGCUAAACUUUAUUUAUAUAGCGCUUUUCUUAACAGUGUCACAAAGUGCUUCACAAAAAGAUAAAAUACAAUACAACGAUGAGAAUAUAAAAUAUAUAUAAAUAAAGUGAUUUGAAAAAAUAUUCAGAAUUGAAAGAUAAAAUGUUUAAAGAAGGAAGUUCUCGAUCCUCUGAAGAAAAUACGUCAAGCUCUCACAUUUAGUGGAACGUCUAAGAGUGCGUUAGCCCUGUCCUCUUCAUCCUUUUUGUCCUCAUCUUGUUUAUGUCUCACACCAGUAGGUCAUGGCUGUCAGCAAAGUUCCUGUUUCCUUCGAUUUUCUGGAACUGAGGAGAAACUCUGAAAUUAAACAGGCCUUGAUUUUCUGCCCCCACCUUUUUUUUUUUUAGCUCUUCAUUUCUUUAACGCUGGCUGAUGGCCAUCGUACUCAUUUGCUGAUUAAAACUUCAGUGUGGAAUGAAGUAUUUUAUGAUUGUUGUCAGUCUUAAGCUCCUGUGAGUGACUGACACUUGAUCGUUAAAAGCAGAUGGACAACAUUUUGCCAUGUUUAUGAAGACCAUUGCACCAGUAGUCUGUAAGACAGGUAAAAACAGACAGGAAACAGGCUGUGUGUGAAUGAAGAAUGUCUUUUUUCAAGUCUUUCUGCUUUGGUUUACAUUCUUUUCAAGAACUGCCUAACAUUUGUAUGUCUUUGCAUACAGUAUAUAUACAUGUUUUAGGCAGAACUUUGGCAGACUGUUUAUUAUCCCACACAGAUCUGAGUGUAAUGGUGGUACACUAUCUUUUCAAGCUGCUGGUGUGACUUUUGAGCAAUUGAAAACACUCUCAAACAUUUUUAUUGUCCUUUAUGUUUUUUGUUUGUUUGUUUUUCUGAUAAUGUAGGGAAAUAUCACUAACCAAUAUAGAACAAAUCGUCCCACAUUUGUUCAAAUUGCUCUGCCAUCUUUUUCUUGUGAAAGCAUCGUGUGUAACAGUGUAUAACAAGAUUUUCUCAGCUUGCUGCCCUGUUCAAGUCAUUUUGGGUUGACUCAGAAGAUAAAUUGUUAUCCCUCCUUUUUACUGCCCGUUUUAGAUUCACUGCACUCCAGCGUGACAAAACCCUCACUUAAUGGUCUGUGUUACAACUAGACACGAGGUGCAAGCUAAAAGAUCUUCAAGGUGCAACACUCACCAAGCCACAGAGGUGUUUCGUCGGAUUUAAAUGAAGCUUAAACAAUGAGUGUUGCUCCUUUUAAACAUCUUGGUUAAAAGCUGAGGUUUUGAGUGCUUUUGUUUCUGAGGAGAAGUCAGGGUUUUCAGGUUUUCUUGUGUAUGCAUGAACCAAAGUAUAACCCAGUGUACCUGUUGUUUUUGUUAGUAUCUUCUUAACCAAAAAAUUAAAUUCAAGUUCUUUUAUGAAGGUUUUAUUUAUCUGUGUGAUUGGACUGAUAUUUUUCCUCUAUACAGUACAUUUGGAUGUAAAUCAAAUGUAUCAAAUGUAAGUUAGUCCAGUUGCUAAGUUAUUAUGUUUCAUCAUAUCAUAUUUGCUUUCAGACAUGCAGCAAUAGCAUAAAUUACCAAGUUGUGGGUGUUUUUUGUUGUUGUUUUCCAGUUGUUAGAGUGUUUCAUUGUUAGAGGAGCACGUUUAAGCAAUACAGCAAAGCCAUGAGCUUAGUGUGGAACGAUUAAAAACAAUGACAGACGAGCUUUAAGUAGGCAAAUAAAAAUCUUUUGUUUUUAUCUUUUAUUCAGAUGUUUGGAUUUCUGGUGUAACACGUGAUAGGUAUCAUUUUUGUCAUCACACAUUGUUUUUCACUGUUUAUUAUACUGACUAAUUUUUAGCUUUUGUCUUUUUCUCCAAGAAUUAAAGAGAAUAAGAAGUUAAUAAAACAUAAUGAGAAAGUGAUAAUGAA
Molecule: messenger RNA, 4361 nt
Organism: Scatophagus argus
Lineage: Eukaryota; Metazoa; Chordata; Actinopteri; Scatophagidae
Gene: abhd17ab
Product: abhydrolase domain containing 17A, depalmitoylase b
Exons: 5
Coding region: 802-1758 (318 amino acids)
Biological process (GO): protein depalmitoylation
Cellular component (GO): endosome membrane; plasma membrane
Molecular function (GO): palmitoyl-(protein) hydrolase activity
Source: RefSeq, a predicted model, not a curated record